AAACAUUCCUCCUUUGAUGAGUUUCUUCUGUUGAACACAAAGCGAGAUAUAAUGAAGAAUAAUGGAAAAUUGUCAUUUAUAGUAGAAACAAAAAAAAUCUUGUAUAUCUUCAUUUGUGUUGAACAGAAGGAACUCAGACAGUACAAGUGAAGAAUGCGCAAAUUUAAAUUGUUGUGUGAACUAUCCCUUUAAGUAUAGCGUUCAAUGUUCAUAUCAGAGCUCGUUUUCUUGAGCAAGUGUGUGUUCGGUCGAGAAGGAACCAAUGAUUAACAGCUGAUCACGUGCUGGAGUUUCUCUGACAUGCCGUUCAGACGCGCGCGCAGAGCAGAUCAGAUGUGGAGAGCAGCGCGCGCACGCAUGAAAUCAGCCAGAAAUAGUUGUUAUUCUGUCUUCACCUUUGCACUGAGUAACUUUUAUUAGUGCUGGUAACAAAGUCUAUCCUUAUGUUUAGGGAACUUAAAUUUGGAAUACUUCCUUAAUGCUGCCUAAUAACAAAAGCGCGCGAUCUUACCAAGUAUAGAGCAGGAUUACCAUCACAAAAUGUGCGACAAAGCUGAUAAUCACAUCGAUGUUCAGCCUGAAGGAAACUUGGAAGUCUCCAGUGUUUCCAGCACCCGGUUGUACCGGAGAAGAUGGGUCAUUCUGCUGCUCUUCAGCUCGUACUCGCUGUGCAACGCGUUCCAGUGGAUCCAGUACGGCAUCAUCAAUAACAUCUUCAUGAAGUUCUACCAGGUGUCCUCGUUCGCCGUUGACUGGCUGUCGAUGGUCUACAUGCUGACUUACAUCCCAUUCAUCUUCCCGGUGACCUGGCUGCUGGAGCGUAAGGGGCUGCGGGUGGUCGCGCUGCUCGCCGCCUCCAUCAACUGCGCGGGCACUUGGAUCAAAGUGGCCAGCGUUCAACCCAGCCUGUUCUGGGUCACUAUGCUUGGGCAGUUCGCCUGCUCCUGCGCGCAGGUCUUCAUCCUGGGCAUGCCGUCUCAGGUGGCGUCCGUGUGGUUCGGGUCCGAUGAGGUGUCCACCGCCUGCGCCAUCGGCGUGUUCGGAAACCAGCUUGGCAUUGCUAUUGGCUUCUUGGUCCCGCCAGUUCUCGUGCCGAAUGUGGAGGACAUGGGUGAACUGGCCGAACACAUCAGCAUCAUGUUCUACAUCACAGCCGCCGUGGCCACACUCAUCUUUCUGCUGGUGGUGUUUGUGUUUCAGGAGAAACCCGAAACACCUCCAUCUCUGGCUCAGGUCGCUCUCAGAAACAUGCCUACGGGACAGCACUCAUACCUGGCGUCCAUCGCAAGACUGAUGUGCAACAAACCCUUCAUCCUCCUCCUCAUCAGCUACGGACUGAAUGUCGGCUCUUUCUAUGCAGUGUCCACCUUGUUGAACAGGAUGAUAAUAGAGCAUUACCCCGGUGAAGAGGUGAAUGCUGGGAGAAUUGGCUUGACGCUCGUAGUCGCUGGAGUGGUCGGAUCUCUGAUCUGCGGAGUCUGGCUAGACAAAACCAAGACUUACAAGCAGACAACGCUCUCAGUGUAUCUUCUGUCAUUCGUGGGGAUGCUGAUCUACUCCUUCACUCUGAACUUGGGUCAUUUGUGGCUCGUGUUCCUCACGUCAGGGGUGCUGGGGUUCUUCAUGACGGGUUAUCUGCCGCUGGGCUUCGAGUUCGCCGUGGAGCUCACCUAUCCCGAGUCUGAGGGAACUUCAUCAGGACUGCUCAACUGCUCUGCGCAGGUGUUUGGAAUCGCAUUCACCAUCAUUCAAGGCAAAAUCAUUGAUCACUUCGGCACACUAGCCGGAAACAUCUUCCUCUGUGUGUUCCUGCUCAUCGGCUCCAUCAUGACAGCGUUCAUAAAGUCUGACCUGCGGCGACAGAAGGCCAACCAGGAGACCGGGGGCAAUGCCGACUCAUCUGUUCAUCCUCAACAUGGAGAAACAUUACCGGUGAAAGAGGUGAAGAUGUAAAGACUCAAUGAAACACACAAGGAGUGAAAACACAACACUUGUUUUAUUCGGAUUAUAUGUGGGCUGCAUUGAAUCAUUCCAGAAGUCUGGUUUAUGACCACUUCACUAGCUUUCUUCAUGAAUGAGGCUGAACCUGUUGUGCUGUGUGUGUUUGGCACGACGGUUCCUCUGACUUUUACUUUUCACUUGAAGCGUGCUACAGUAAGUGUUGCUGUAGAUGUGUUCAGGUAAGAUGUCGAUGCUGGAGAUCGCAAUAUUAUUAUUAUAGGUGGCUGAUAAUUUGGUGCAUGCCUAUUUAUUAACACGUGACCAUUGACUUGCAUUGUAUAAAUCGCCAAGGACCACCGAUUCAGCAAGUCCUUCACUGAAGAAAGGCACCUACAUUUUAAUGGCCUGAGAGUGAGUACAUUAACUGUGUAUUUCAAUUUUUUGGGUGAACACACACACUUACCGGCCACUUUAUUAGGUGCACCUUACCACU
This is a messenger RNA of Danio rerio (zebrafish), 2434 nucleotides long. The record is from RefSeq and is a predicted model, not a curated record. NCBI's taxonomy places the organism in Eukaryota, Metazoa, Chordata, Actinopteri, Cypriniformes, Danionidae.